AUUACAUAUUCUCUUGUAGGGCUGGCCGUUCUCAGUCUUCUCUCUGUGUAGAUAGAAGUUGGUAGUCCUGUACAUGUGCUCACUGAGCCAAUAAAAUCACCAUUGACCAUAGUGAUUGGUAGAAAAAAUGACAGACGGUUGCUGACAGUUGCUGACCUAAUUGCAGAUGGAGAAAAAGAAGAAAGUCGCGUGGUGAUCGGAACGUUUAUCAUGUCCUGCGAUUGUAUUAGCAAAAUCGUUUACUCGAGCGUACGAUCGCGUCGGAGCGAUCUGAAUUUUUGAAGAGAUAAGACGCACUUCGAUAGAUGCGAUAUGGAAUCAUUUUUGCAACUAUUCGAUCCACAAGAGGAUAAAAAUAUAAACAAAAGACAGUGGGACGAUUCUGAAAAUGAAGGAAAUGGAUUAUCAGAUUGUGAGACUUCUAGUCUCGAUGAGGAUCAGGAGGAACAACUACCCCCUGAGCCUGAACAAGGGAAUAUAGAGUACAAAUUAAAGCUAAUAAAUCCAUCUAGUCAACGUUUCGAACAUCUGGUUACCCAAAUGAAAUGGAGACUGAAAGAAGGACACGGAGAGGCGAUUUAUCAAAUCGGAGUGGAAGACAACGGCAGACUGGCUGGUCUAACGAAAGAGGAAAUGAAAACGUCGUUAAAGACACUUAAGGACAUGGCUUCCAGAUUAGGCGCUACUAUAAGAGUAUUGCGCGAGCGUGUGAUCGCAAGUUCCUCAAGUAAGACUUUGGCAUCGCAAACCACUAAUAUUAAGAAUAAUAGUAAUAAUAAUAACAAUAAGGAGGGGAAGAAAGUUGCCGAAGUGUUAGUGAAAAAAUUACGAAAGGACGACAGAGAGGACCAGGACAGUAUUGUAGAUUUGAGGCUGGCGGUUACCGGCGCACAGGAUGCUGGAAAGUCGACUCUCUUAGGUGUACUGACGCAAGGUGAAUUAGACAAUGGUAGAGGCAGAGCGAGACUCAACAUGUUGCGUCAUCUGCACGAAAUAAAGACAGGUCGCACGUCUUCGAUAUCGCACGAGAUCAUUGGAUUCGAUGGCUCGGGACACGUACUGAACUACGCCGAAAUGGCUACAGCCGAAGAGAUAUGCGAGCACGCCUCGAAAGUUGUCACGUUCAUCGAUUUAGCCGGGCAUCGGAAAUACCUGAGGACGACGGUGCUCGGACUGACAGGAUAUUCGCCGCAUCACGUAAUGCUCGUUGUAGCUCCGCCUCUAAACGAAGCGUCGCAGGAACACAUGGCUCUCUGUUUAGCGUUAAAAUUGCCGUUCUUCAUAGUAGUGAACAAAAUUGACUUAGGUUACUGCGACAUAUCCGAGACUUUAGUUCAACUUGAAAAUGCCAUGAGGACGCAGGGUUAUCCCAAGCAAUUAGUGUUGUUUAGCAAUGAUGUGUCUUCGUGGGACUACACGUCCGAUGUGAUACCAGUAUUUAGUAUUAGUUGCGUCACCGGCGAAGGUCUUGAGGAAUUGACCACGUUUAUUAAAAAUUUAGCCCCUUACGAAACAAAUUCGAUCGAAUCGGAUCCGGAGUCAUGUCUGUUCCAAAUUGACGAAACGUUUAGGGUGGCGGGCUUGACGCAGCCAGUUUUGGGUGGACUGCUCGUUAAAGGAGCGAUCGCACCGGGAACUCGUUUAUUGGUCGGACCUUUGCCGGAUGGUGAAUUUAGCCCAGUCAAAGUAGUUAGUCUACAUCGCAAUAAAGCUCCGUGCUGUCUAGUCAGAGCAUCGCAGAGCGCUAGUCUGACCUUGGCACCACCUACGAAUCGUAGUCCUCCUCUGCCGCAUCUUCGGCCGGGAAUGGUUUUAGUUUCUCUACGUGAUCAACCGCAUGCAACACUGUUUUUUCAGGCGACGGUAUUGAUAGUGUAUCACGCGACCGCAAUAUUUCCCGGAUUUCAAACGACUGUACACGUGGGUAACGUGAGGCAGACCUGUGUUAUCGAGGGGAUAAUGGAAGCGAACAACCGAGGGCUGCAAACAAACGACACGGCUUCCGUGCUAUUUAGAUUUGUCAGUUAUCCAGAGUAUCUUCACGUUGGAAUGCGACUGUUGUUCAGAGAGGGACGUACAAAAGGCAUCGGCAAGAUCACACAGAUCUUUCCCUUGAUCGGUUCACAGAACUCGAUGAAGUAACAGAAAUUUUACACAGUGCAAUGUAAAAUAUUAUCGAAUAUAAAUUUUCUAGUAUUUACGUGUGUGUACAUAUAACGUGAUAACGAGAAAACAAGAAAAGUGUAUAGAUGUUUCAUAGAGAAAAAGAAUUCUUCGUUUUGUUACAAAUAGUCGGAGAUUCUACUGGAAUUGAAAAAAAAAAAAGCAGACUGCGUUUUAGCGUUUCAUUGACUUAGCUAUUUCUUUUCUUUUUAUAAAAAAGAAGACGAGUUUCUUUAUUGCUUCUAAGUAAGUAUUGUAAUAUAUUAAAAGAAAUAAUUAUAUUAUUUAUUUUUUUGUUUCUAUGUAAUAAUAUAUUAAGAUCUGUACUUAAAAAUUAUUUUUAUAUUUCUCUCGAUUAAUCUUCAUACGAUUUAUCGAUACAAUAAUCAGUGCGAGAAAUAUUGGCUAUUAUUAUAAAGUGAGAAGUAUGACUUCUUUCCCUAUGUUGGUAUUGAGCCAUGAACCUUUUGCCGUACGAAUUAGUUUGGCAACACGCGAACAAAAGUGAAAAAUGAUAUUUUUUGCGAGAUGAGCCAAAAUGACAUUCUUUUUGUUUUUUUUUCAUGUUGGUUUGGUCGAUAAUCGGUAUAGCACGAGUCUAAAUACUCGUCAAAAUACGGCAAGAAGUUAAUAAUACACAGUUAGUGAACAUUCAUGACAUGUAAAGCACAGAAACUUAAUUUAUUAAAUCUUUUUGCAUUAUUCUCUCA
Molecule: messenger RNA, 2873 nt
Organism: Pseudomyrmex gracilis
Lineage: Eukaryota; Metazoa; Arthropoda; Insecta; Hymenoptera; Formicidae
Product: GTP-binding protein 2
Exons: 7
Coding region: 313-2142 (609 amino acids)
Biological process (GO): translational elongation
Molecular function (GO): GTP binding; GTPase activity; translation elongation factor activity
Source: RefSeq, a predicted model, not a curated record